Molecule: messenger RNA, 432 nt
Organism: Saprolegnia parasitica CBS 223.65
Lineage: Eukaryota; Oomycota; Saprolegniomycetes; Saprolegniales; Saprolegniaceae
Exons: 3
Coding region: 1-432 (143 amino acids)
Source: RefSeq, a predicted model, not a curated record
AUGAAGACCAAGUGGGGCCUUUUAGACGACUGCAACUCGCUGGACGUACCCGAAGACAAGCUUUGGGAAGCUAUCAGCGGCAUCAUCGACAAGGAGACGAACAAGACGUUACUGACGUACGGCAAGCGGGUCAACAGCUUUGUUUUCAAGGUCUCGCAUAUGAUUGAAGAGCAUGGCCUCACCGAGAAGCUCGAGAACGGCAAGCCCAAGGCCAAGGUCCUCGAGACGCUUGUCGAACGGAUCCCGCUUCUCUGCAAGUCGUGGAGCCCCAAGACAAAGCACCUUCGCGACAAGAAGUCGUCCGACGACGAAGAAGAACAGCAGAGGCGCAAGUUCAAGCUGAAGGACACCAAGCCGUCAGUGCAGAAGGACAGCAAGGACGAAGGGAAGGAACGUCCGUGCUGGCACUGCAGCAGCAAGAAGCACAAAUAG